AUGGAUCCAUCAAAUCAUAAAAUUCUAAUGCAAGAGUUUCAUCAAGUUGCCUACCUGGAGCCAAGCCAAAAACAUAAUGAAUCUGCAAAGAGAUUACUCCAAAUGAAGAAAGUAAUAAAGCAUGAAAUAAAACAAACAACUGAAAAUAUUUAUGUUUAUAUUGAGUCCAAAAAUAUUCCUCAACUUAUUUAUAUGACUUGUGUAUAUAGAAAACUAACAGAAAUUUGUUGUCAAUGUUUUGAUUUCCUUCAAAAAGGAAUUGCAUGCAAACAUCUUUGUGCUGCAUCACUUUAUAUUGAUGAUCUUUAUAAACAAGAUCAAUAUGCCUAUUUACCUAAAAUAAUCUUUGCAAUUUAUGAAAAAGCACAAGAUAUUCAUUAUAGUACAACUUAUGAAGAAGCACAAGAUAUUUGUCACAAUCUAUAUGAUGAUAAAUUGAAAAAUAGUGAAAGUGCAAAUAACCUUGAUAAUCUAAAUACUCUAAUAACUUACCUCUAUGAUAUUGUUACAUCGAAUUCCUUUAAAAAAGUACAAAACCUAGUAGAUCUUAUAUAUGAUGACACAAAUCUUUAUAAAUAUAUCACUUCUAAGACUAAUAUUAUUCCACUAGAGCAAGAAACUAAAUAG
This is a messenger RNA of Cetraspora pellucida, 627 nucleotides long. Lineage: Eukaryota; Fungi; Glomeromycota; Glomeromycetes; Diversisporales; Gigasporaceae. The record is from the annotation of a GenBank genome assembly.